Messenger RNA from Pongo pygmaeus (Bornean orangutan), 2612 nucleotides. It is a transcript of the gene CPNE7, whose product is annotated as copine 7. The transcript has 17 exons. Gene Ontology annotation, cellular component: plasma membrane. NCBI's taxonomy places the organism in Eukaryota, Metazoa, Chordata, Mammalia, Primates, Hominidae. Gene Ontology annotation, biological process: cellular response to calcium ion. The record is from RefSeq and is a predicted model, not a curated record. Bases 155 to 2041 code for a protein of 628 amino acids. Gene Ontology annotation, molecular function: calcium-dependent phospholipid binding.
CGGCCGCCCGAGCCACGUGCGCCCGCGCCCGGCAGGCGUUCAGGAAAGCGCGGCCACGCCUGGGCCGGCCACCAUUUCCCGGGCGCCGCCGCGGCGCCGACUCGCGGGCAGCGGCCCCUCUGUGCGCCCGGCCGGGCCCCCGAACGCCGGGAGCAUGAGCGCGGGCUCGGAGCGCGGGGCGGCGGCAACCCCCGGGGGUUUGCCCGCGCCCUGCGCCUCGAAGGUGGAGCUGCGGCUCAGCUGCCGGCACCUGCUGGACCGCGACCCGCUCACCAAGUCCGACCCCAGCGUGGCGUUGCUGCAGCAGGCGCAGGGCCAGUGGGUGCAGGUGGGCAGAACCGAGGUGGUCCGGAGCAGCCUGCAUCCCGUGUUCUCCAAGGUCUUCACGGUGGAUUACUAUUUCGAGGAGGUGCAGAGGCUGCGCUUUGAGGUGUACGACACGCAUGGGCCCAGCGGCUUCAGCUGUCAGGAGGAUGACUUCCUAGGGGGCAUGGAGUGCACCCUGGGGCAGAUUGUGGCCCAGAAGAAGGUGACCCGCCCGCUGCUGCUCAAGUUUGGCAGGAACGCCGGCAAGUCCACCAUCACGGUGAUUGCCGAGGACAUCUCGGGGAACAACGGCUACGUGGAGCUCUCCUUCCGGGCCAGGAAGCUGGACGACAAGGACCUCUUCAGCAAGUCCGACCCCUUCCUGGAGCUUUACCGGGUCAACGACGACCAGGGCUUGCAGCUGGUGUACAGGACGGAGGUGGUGAAGAACAACCUGAACCCGGUGUGGGAGCCCUUCAAAGUCUCGCUGAGUUCCCUCUGCAGCUGCGAGGAGACAAGGCCUCUGAAGUGCCUGGUCUGGGAUUACGACUCUCGAGGAAAGCACGACUUCAUCGGAGAAUUCUCCACCACCUUCGAGGAGAUGCAGAAGGCCUUUGAGGAGGGGCAGGCCCAGUGGGACUGUGUGAACCCCAAAUACAAGCAGAAGAGACGCAGUUAUAAGAACUCAGGAGUGGUCAUCCUGGCCGACCUCAAGUUCCACAGGGUGUACUCCUUCCUGGACUAUAUCAUGGGCGGCUGCCAGAUCCACUUCACCGUGGCCAUUGACUUCACCGCCUCCAAUGGAGACCCGCGGAACAGCUGCUCCCUGCACUACAUCAACCCCUACCAGCCGAACGAGUACCUGAAGGCACUGGUGUCCGUGGGCGAGAUCUGCCAGGACUAUGACAGCGACAAGAGGUUUUCCGCUUUGGGGUUUGGAGCCCGGAUCCCUCCCAAGUAUGAGGUGUCCCAUGACUUUGCCAUCAAUUUCAACCCUGAGGACGAUGAGUGUGAAGGUGUCUCGGGCGCAGGGCUGUCCAUCGCCUCACAGGGUCACGGCCACGGCUGCAGCGAGGCUGCCCCUCUCCUCUUCCUCUGGGCACCACAGGCCGCACGCAUGUCUACUGUUUGGCUGACACAUCUGCCCUCAGUGGGACGGGCUCAGUCAAGGCCAGCCCGGGGGAGGCUGCUGUGGGCUCCCGCUCUGCCCGGUGCAAGGCUGGCCCAGCCCCCUGGGGCUGCUGCUCAGCAAUACUACAUCCUGCUGAUCCUGACGGACGGCGUGGUGACCGACAUGGCCGACACACGGGAGGCCAUUGUGCGUGCCUCACGCCUGCCCAUGUCCAUCAUCAUCGUGGGCGUCGGAAACGCCGACUUCACCGACAUGCAGGUCCUGGACGGCGACGACGGCGUCCUGCGCUCCCCACGGGGUGAGCCCGCGCUCCGGGACAUCGUACAGUUCGUGCCCUUCCGGGAGCUCAAGAACCAGAGAGAACAGCACGAGAGGCUCCUGGGAUCCACCACGCGGCUUCCCCUGUUGCUGCCAACCUCUGCGACCCAGCGAGGCACGCACAGCACACACGUGAGGUUCUACCCGGCAUCCCCUGCGGCGCUGGCCAAGUGCGUGCUGGCCGAGGUCCCAAAGCAGGUGGUGGAGUACUACAGCCACAGAGGCCUGCCCCCGAGAGGCCUGGGCGUCCCUGCCGGAGAAGCCAGCCCAGGCUGCACCUCGUGAAGACGUGGAGGGUGUGGGGAGGGGCAGUGAGGAGUGGGUCCAUACGGCCUCUGUCUCCAACACGCUUGGGGUCUCUUAAGUUCCCUCCGACCUCCCAGAAGCCUCCAGUCCCCACCAGGCCCCACUCCCAGUCCUCCUGGGAUCCUGCUAGCUUGGGCCCCGCUCUGGGGCCCCCAAGGCCGAAGGGUGACAAAAUACAGGCCCCCGUGCCUGGCCCUGCCUGAGCCAGGUGGAUGGAGGGAGGGAAAUCAUGAGGGACUUGGAGGGGCCUGGGAGUUCAUCCAGGGGAGACCCUGCCCCGAUGAGAAGGGGCAGGGACUGGGGGCUCUGCUUUGCAUCUAAUCUUUGUGGGAGAGGGCCAGCAAGGCAGCACCCCAGCGCCCGAGAAAGCCCGGGGGCCCAGACACCUGUCCCCACAGUCAGCCUCCUAUCCCUGCUGGUGCCCCUACACCCACCCACCCUGUGCUUUUUGCCGUCCAGCCUCUGCACCUGGGUCCAUGGCGUCUGCGGGGUCGGCCUGGCCUGUGGGUUCUGCCGGUGGGGCUUCAGGAGUAAUAAAGUGUCACCCUAC